Bemisia tabaci is the source of this 1987-nucleotide messenger RNA. RefSeq lists its product as uncharacterized. NCBI's taxonomy places the organism in Eukaryota, Metazoa, Arthropoda, Insecta, Hemiptera, Aleyrodidae. The record is from RefSeq and is a predicted model, not a curated record.
GAGAUUUUAACACCUCGCAAUUUUAGUCCUUGAUAUGGGAGUUAUCCGUUGAUAGACAUGUGGCACAGGCAGUCUCUUUUUCCAGUUUUUCCAUAUUUUUCCAGUCUGAUAGUUCUUUUUUGAUAAAAAUCCUGACUAAAAAUGUUCGCUUUCAGUAUCGUUCGGAUCGCCGCAUUAUGCCCAUUAGUUUCCGCAAGAUUCUCCUUCCCAAUAGGAAACAACCAUCAAAACCCUCAAACAAACGCACCGGCUACAAUCAGCAACCAAAACACGCAAUCAAACAUACCCAGCAUAAACAACUACCAAAACCCUCAACCAAACACACCAGCCACGAACAGCAACCAACACACGCAAUCAAAUUUACCAGGUACAAACAGUUACCAAAACACUCAACUAGGCGCAUCAGGUACAAAUAGCUACCAAAACACUCAACUUGGCACAUCAGGUACGAAUGGUUACCAAAAUACUCAACAAAACACACUAGGUUCAAACAUCUACCAAAACACUCAACUAAACACACCAAACACGAACAGCUACCAAAACACGGGAGGCACAAACAGCUACCAAUCACAGAAUUCAGGAUCCUCAGGCGGGUUUAGCUUCCCCCUGUCAAACGGGUUCCCGAACAUCCCCCCGGGCUCGCCAAAGGAGACAGACAUCUUCCAACAAGCUCACGGCCCGGUGCCCAGGUCGAAUCUACCCCCGUUAAAACCGGAUGACGUCACGUCGAUACGCUUCCUGGCCUUCAACGAGAUCUUCGAGGUGGCCUACUUCACUGAGUUCCUCGACAACGUCACCAACAACGUCCCCGGCUACGUCAUCCUGGACCCGUAUUCCCGGAACUUCACCAUCACGACGCUGACUGCGAUUCGGGCUCAGGAGGAAGUCCACGCGCUCCAGGCUAACGAUAUUCUCAUCAAAAUGGACCUGGAGCCGAUCCAGGCCUGCCGCUACAGGGCCCCGGUCAGCGAUAUCCGGGCCGCAUUCGCGUACGCCAACACCUUCACCGAUCUCGUCAUCGCUACCAUUCAGGACGUCGCGACCAGGCUUGGCCGAAACAAUGAUUCCGAGUACAUCGCGUCGAUCAUAGGCAGGGUCGGGAACGAAGCGGAACAGGACGGUUACUUCCGAACGGUGCAACACAAAAUCCCUGCCCCCACGCCCCUCCUGACCCGCGGCUCCCGAGUGUACACUUACUCCUCCUUGAACCAGAACGUCGUCGUCCCCGGCUCCUGCCCCAACAGCUACCUCAUCGACCUCCAGAUCCUCCCCUCGCUCAACGCCGUCCAACAGCCGGACCCGAACAGCAGCCAGAAUCAGACGAUCCAGUUCUACGUGCCGGUCACUGAGACGACCCGCGAACUCGGCGCUGAGAAUCGCAUCGUCUACAUCGAGCAACAGAACCAGCCGGUCGCCGUUCCCAUCAGAAAUGUGAGGCAGGAGAGUGGUUCCGUUUACUUUGAGGCAGAGUUUCCUGCUAGUUUGUUGCAGUACGGAGGUUACGGGUUGAUCAUUGCCGCGCUGACCAAUGAUACCGGCCCUUUCCAAACGAUCGAUGAUGUGGUGCCGUUUACCAUUGCUGGCCCCUACUUAUAUGAUGUUAAGUAGAUACCAGCUAAACCCGGAAAUAACUCUCAAGUAAUUAGAAAUGUUUUUGAUAAUAUUGUAAGGUUGAAGCUGUGCUGAAUUCAACAGUAUUUUUGACGAUUUGGACCAAUUUUUCUGUGACGAAACCGCUGAAAACACGGAUAGUAGUGUUCACAAUAUUUAAAUUUUUAGAAAAUUUUUCAAAUAUUUACAAGAAGUUUUUUAAAAUACAGUCGAAAAUAUUGUUGGAAAAUUUUAGAUCGUACUUUAUAUUGAUUUUUUUAUAUUAAUAAUUUUAAGGACAUUUAUCGGGUUGAUUUUGAAAUCUAGAACGAUUUUGAAUGUUUUAAAAAAACGUUGAUGAUGUACAGUGUUGAGGCUGGACGAGGUUGUCAAGUAA